Messenger RNA from Colletotrichum gloeosporioides, 2097 nucleotides. RefSeq lists its product as uncharacterized. NCBI's taxonomy places the organism in Eukaryota, Fungi, Ascomycota, Sordariomycetes, Glomerellales, Glomerellaceae. The transcript is spliced from 2 exons. The coding region runs from base 1 to 2097 and encodes 698 amino acids. The record is from RefSeq and is a predicted model, not a curated record.
AUGGCGACACCAAGGCGACGCGCGCUGCAAACGCCCAACGCGACCAGCCCCGGCCCGACGCUUGACUCCAUCACUGUCGCCGGUGACGGAUCAUCGUCCCCAGAGACGCCAACAAGCGACGACCUCCCCGACGCGACAGUGGGCACUCCCAAUCAAUCUAGAACAGAGGCAUCUGCAUCUGCUUCUUCAGCACGCCCAAACCGCACGCCUGGCCCCACUCCUCGCCCGUUCGCCGCCGAGACAAGUAAUCGGAAAAACAACAAUCGGUCGACUUUGGACUUGCUCUGGGGCAGCAACAACUGGAAUCCUCCUCCUUCCAUCACUGGCCCAAAGCCCAAGGACCAGCUCGGUGUGAGGGACACGUCUAUUCUAUGCAGCAUAUCGAAUCUUGCGGUUGAAAACAACGUCGACCUCCCGUCCCUGUAUCGUCCCGGCGGCGUCAUCUAUGACGCUGCCGCAGCACUUCACAAUCCGAUCCAAUGGUCGUCCAAGGUACUGUCGGAAGCCUACAAAAGGCUCAGAGAGCAGUACCCGGACACAGUUCUCAAGCGCAAGAAGCACCCAAACGCUUCACGCCUGUCGCUUUCCUCGAACCCAGGCCCGCCAGGGACGCCCACCCCCCUCCACCUGACCGCUGAGACCCAACCGACUGCCAGCAGCCAGGCUCCUGUCGAGUCACCACGAGAACUUAUGCCGCAACCCAUUGUGCGUCGGGCCCGCAGCCUCGAAGCUGCGUCUUCGCUAGCACGGAUGCUCGAGCAGCGCACAGAGAAUAUAGCUCAAGCAGCACUCCAUUUCCAUGACCGCGACUUGGCGGGUUUGACGGAUCUUCAGAGGCGCUGCCUGGUCCAGUUGGAAGGGAACUUGCCUCUGACAGUAGACUCAAUGCGCCAUCUUGGCAAAUGUGUCGAACGGCGCGUCGACCACCCUGAUGCGUUUUGCGCAGACUUUUCGUACAUAACCGGAGACGUUGAUGGUGCGAUUCCGGAGGGUUUGCCCGAUGGUUGCGUUGACAGUGGCACCGACGUGCUCCUGUUGCCGAUUCACCACAAGGCCGACGACUCGUGGUCUCUUGCUAUCUGCAACUCGGAAAGCGGCGUUUUGGAAUGUUACUCUCCUAAAGCAUCGCAAGGUCGUCUGCAGUCUUUGCGGGACAUUCUUCUUCCUUGGUUGGAUGCCUUUUUCCCGCAUGCAGACAUAGACAUGCACGUCCUGGAGGGAACAAGUUGCGAACACCCUGCCGACAGUGGUGUUUACGUUCUUCUAGCGAUUGAAAACAUGAUGCGCGAUAGCCAGUCUUGGGGCCUGUUUGCGCAGCUCGAGGAACCCGCCGAAAGCCUUCGCAAAGUGCUGCGGCAGUACCUGUCUGACCUCACGAUCGAUGAAAGAAAGCCCAAGCAUCGGCAAAGCGAUGGUCCGCGGCCGACUACCAAGCGCCCUAGUUCUCUCGUUGCCCCCGAACAGCCAGCUGCCAAGCGACCCUGCCUCGCACGUCCGAUGGAUCACCGCGCACGCGCCAGCGCCAGCGCCAGCGCCAGUCCCGCGCUUUCAAGAGAGAGCCUCGAGAGAGUCAAGUUCAUGAUCAGACAAGCAAAGGUCACUUAUCAGGAGCAAUUUCCUUGCGUAGCAGAUCUGCAGACCUCCGUUGCAGCGCUCGAGGCCAGGCUUAGCGACUUCAAGCAGGAAGCCUCAAAAUGGCAAGCAGCCAGCGACGCCAAAGAGUUUAUCUUCAAAGAGGCACAAAGCAAACAAGAAGCAGCAAAUCAUGAACUUCUGGAUGCCCAACAAAAGCUAGAUGAAGUAUUGGCAGUUGCAGCAACGUUGGAAAAGACCCCAGGGGCUAGUACUUCAAGGUCAAUUGCCAACAUCCUCGAGAUCACACGCAAAGAAGUUCAGGCAUGUCAGGAUGACCGAGAACUUGCCAAAACGAGACUUCAUGACUUGUCGAACAAAAUAAAUGAAGCGAAAGAGGCAUUUUGGGAAGCCCAGGAGAAGCUCAGCACCGCUGAACAGGACGUGUUGACCACGAAAGAAUCGUUGGACGAUGUUGCCCAGGCACUCCAGCUGGGCAAGUAUCUGGAAGACUUUACUGGUUGA